AAGCUGCUGGGCAAGGUCACCAUCGCGCAGGGUGGGGUGCUGCCCAACAUCCAGGCCGUGCUGCUGCCCAAGAAGACCGACAGCCACAAGGCUAAGGCCAAGUAAGAAAAGCUGAGGACAGUGCCUGGAAAAAACCAAAGGCUCUUUUCAGAGCCACCCACAAUUCCAGAAAAAGAGCAAAAUUGCCUUCAUAUAUUUUUAAGGUUUUUACGGGGAGAGUCUUUAACAUGUUUUGGAAGAGUACAACUAUUUUCCAAGUUUAAUUCUAUGCAAACACUUUAGUUCAUUUCUCUUUUUCCCUGUACCUUCCCACAUCAUGUCCCACCCCCGGAGUUUAACAAUCUGGCAGCUCAUGAACGGUUAUUCCCUGCCUAUGGCCAUUUCCCCCUCUCAAUUAGAUGUGAUCACAAAAGCAUUAAGUACCUGCUACUAUACUCACUUCUGUAAACAAGAAAAUAGACUUCAACUCCUUUAAGUACUGAAUUCAUCUGGAAGUGAUUUCUUUCUUCAAAGGAAUAAACCACUACCCACAUUACA
Molecule: messenger RNA, 537 nt
Organism: Numida meleagris (helmeted guineafowl)
Lineage: Eukaryota; Metazoa; Chordata; Aves; Galliformes; Numididae
Product: histone H2A-IV-like
Cellular component (GO): nucleosome
Molecular function (GO): protein heterodimerization activity; DNA binding; structural constituent of chromatin
Source: RefSeq, a predicted model, not a curated record